This is a messenger RNA of Chiloscyllium plagiosum (whitespotted bambooshark), 3592 nucleotides long. RefSeq names its product beta-1,3-galactosyl-O-glycosyl-glycoprotein beta-1,6-N-acetylglucosaminyltransferase 3-like. Gene Ontology annotation, molecular function: acetylglucosaminyltransferase activity. Gene Ontology annotation, cellular component: membrane. Lineage: Eukaryota; Metazoa; Chordata; Chondrichthyes; Orectolobiformes; Hemiscylliidae. The record is from RefSeq and is a predicted model, not a curated record.
UCAAUUUAGGAUUGUUUAUUAAAAUGAAUUACGAACCAAUGAAGAUUAAAAGAUUAAGCAGUUUAUGGUUGAGGUAUGAUUCAAAUUGCUUACACAAUCGAUGUCAGUUGAAGAAAUAUGCAGGAUAAUUAUUCGGUGAGACGGAUUGAAAAGAUUGACUUUUGAACAUCCUGUAGAAAGAAUGAGGUUGAUCGGGUGUCGCAGAAAGUGGCUUUUAACCACAGGGACUGCACUGGUGGGACUUUUGUUUCUACUUAAUGGGAAUUUUCAAUCCUGUGAGGAAGAUAUGAUGCGGGGAAUUUGGGAAAAUUCCAUAGAUAUGGGUAACAGACGGUGCUUGGAUAUUUUUUACAAAACUCUAAAUCUGUCUGCUCAACAGUCGAUUUGUUCGCAAAUUAUUGGAGGAGAUCAGACUGCUAUUGAAAAGGCUCGUUUAAACUCGAUUGAUGUUACACGUCGUAAGACGCCUUUGACUGAAAAUCAUUAUUGGAAUAUGACACGGGACUGUGCUGGAUUUAAAAGGGAGCGCAAGUACCUAAACUUCGCAUUGAGCAAGGAAGAGCAGAAUUUCCCCAUUGCCUAUUCCAUUGUAAUUCAUCAGAACAUCGAGAUGUUUGAAAGACUGCUCCGGACCAUUUAUACUCCGCAAAAUGUGUAUUGUAUCCACGUGGAUCGGAAAGCUGCAGAUAGUUUUCAACUCGCUGUGAGAGCUAUUGCCUCUUGUUUCUCUAAUGUUUUCGUUGCCAGCAAGUUGGAGAAUGUGAUCUACGCGUCUUGGUCGCGAGUCCAAGCUGACCUGAACUGUAUGGAAGAGCUGCUCCAGAACCCAGUCCGCUGGAGAUAUUUCAUUAACCUGUGCGGAAUGGACUUCCCCCUUAAAACCAACGCAGAGAUUGUCAGAAGCCUCAUUGUCCUGAAUGGGAAAAACAGCAUGGAAUCCGAAGUGCCCUCAGCAUUCAAACGGGAGCGGUGGCUGUUUCAUCAUGAAGUUAAAAAUCAAAUAAGCAGAACUGAGGAAAAGAAGACCUCACCUCCAAUAAGUACUCCUAUGUUCACUGGAAAUGCAUACUUUGUGGCUUCAAGGGAAUUUGUGAAUCAUUUACUUGAAUCUCGCGAAAUCCAGAAAUUUCUGAAGUGGGCAGAAGAUACAUAUAGUCCCGAUGAGCAUGUUUGGGCUACUCUGCAGAGGAUUCCUACUGUCCCAGGCUCCAAUCCCUACAAUAGCAAGUAUCAUAUGUCAGAUAUGGCAGCCAUUGCCCGCAUGGUGAAGUGGUCCUACAUGGAGGGGGAUAUAACCAAAGGUGCCCCUUAUCCCAAGUGCACAGGAACACAUCGUCGUGCAGUAUGCAUCUACGGUUCUGGUGACCUUCACUGGAUCCUGCAACAACAUCACCUCUUUGCCAACAAAUUUGAUCCUGAAGUAGAUAACACAGCUAUUGAGUGCUUGGAGGAACAUUUGAGAUAUAAAGCAAUUUAUAGAACUGGUUUGAUGUAAAAUUGCAUUUUGGUUCAUCCUAAUUUUCCAUUUUUGUUGAUUCUUCAUAAUGUCACAUGAUGCCAUUUAACAUCCUCCAAAAUCAAGUGAGAUAGACCAAAGCUCCUUAAUGAAUUGUGUCAUUACUUAGCAGAAGAUAAUCUUUGAAAUAUUUCAUCCAUCCAUAAACACUGCAUAUUUUGCCUUUUCCCUUCCACAUUGCAAUAUCCUGCUUUUUCUUUCAUGAUUCCAAUAUUUUCUCCUCCACUCAGAGUAUAUUCUAAGUGCUGAUCACUCUCUGCAUUAAUGUAACCUUUUAGUAAUUAAACUUGUAUCUUUAUUCAGUUUUCAAUGACAUCCCAAAGUUCACUUUUCAUGUAAAAGGAAAACCAUGUUCAAAGUUAUUUGCUGAAUACUGGGUUUUGAUGAAAAUGUGAACAGAAGGUCUCCAUUUAGAUCCUGAAGGCUAUUCCAUUGUUAUGUCACAGUUAAUCAGGACCUCAAUUCCAUCCAUCCAGCUGUGAUCUGUGAUCUUUGAUCUUUAUUGCCCCUUUGAUCUCAACUGAUCAAACACUAAAAAUCGAAGCUCUCAGCCUUGAAAACUUUAAUUGUUAUUUCUUUUCUCUGCUUUGUGAAUGAGACAAUUCACAUUUUCACCAUCUGUUCUGUGAACAAGUGCUUUCUGAUACCACUCCCCAGCAACCUACCUCUAAUUCAGGAGUAAUUCUGCCUACCUUUGGAUUCCUGUACAAGAGGAAAUAAUUAGGAUAUGUGAUUGGUGUGGACGGAUUGAACCAAUGGGUUUGUUUCCGUGCUGUACAUCUCUAUGACUGUAACUCUCAUCCUCAAACCUUUCAACAAGGUCAAUUAAGCCGCACCUCAGCUGUCUGUACUCAAGUCUCAUGGACCAUUUAUUUUAAAACCUCCACACUGCUCAAAGUCCCUUCUAAUUCAUUUUUUCCCAAAUUCAUACAAUCUUUCCAAUAACUCCCUGCUUGAAUUCCUCAGACAUCAUUUCUACACCUGUCACAGCACCGAAAUAGUUCUUACCAAAGUCAUAUUAAUUUUUGUAAAAUAAUUAUUGAUUGUUUGCUCGCCUUGUCCCUUUCCUCACCCCAGUUCUGUCUUUAACAUGAAUCAACACACCUUUACUUUAGAAAUUAUUUUGUUUUUCAUUCUUAUCUUUCUGAUUAUCCCCAUAAUGCAUCUCAGGGCAUGUUCCAUGAACAGCUACCACCUGUAUCAUUUGUCCAAGAAGAUUUGUAUUAGUAUUAUGGACUAGACCAGACUCUCCCAAAGUAUAUUAUGUAAAUAGCCUAAAUCCUAACUUCUUUAUUUUUUAAAAACACAAGUGUAAGGUGCUUGGUCCACCAAUGAAUCAAAACACACUGUAUUCUGAUAACACAGUUAAAAUACAACAAAAAGAAGAACUAGCAUAACUCUAUUGAAAUAUUUAACAAGAUAAUCUAUUAUUUAAUCACUAACUUUUCCAAUAUAGGCAGCAUCCCAUAAACACAAACAUGCAAUUCAGCAAAACAGUUAUGACUCUCAUGAGCUGUCACUCUUCAGUCCAAAAGAAUGAAAUACUGAAAGAAACAACCUGCUUCUUUUAACAUUUAAGAGGAAGCAGAGAACUUCAGCUUUUAGCUCCAGCAGCCAGUAGAAACCUUCUCACUAACCGAACACAAAACUUAAAGCCCCCCUGAGUCUGUUUCUUUGUCUGACUUAAAAAACAUUCAGGGAGAAUUUAAAACUGUUUACGAACUGCCUGUCUGAAGGAAACAUAAUCACUGUGGCAAUACCCCAUCGCAAGAGAAACAGCACAGAUAGCUCUCGUAAAUGCACAGUAUCAUCAUGCCUUCUCCCCUUAAAAGAAAGAACCAUCCAUACUUCAUUUAUAAAGUAUUUUGUGUCACAUUAUUACUACUCAGCAUGACAGGAACCUUGUAUUAGCUCUGAGCAUGAAAAAAAUUCAACAAUACAGUUAUUUCAGUCCUUUUUUUUCCAUCACCAAACAGCUCCGUCUUCCUUCAUCAAUGUGCUGGCAAGUAUGUUCUCUCAUCCUGUCAUGUUUGAUUUUCAAACUGAAUGGUUGUAAUAAUGAACUUUUUCUGAAUA